Messenger RNA from Anopheles cruzii, 2280 nucleotides. It is a transcript of the gene Smg6, whose product is annotated as telomerase-binding protein EST1A. Gene Ontology annotation, cellular component: telomerase holoenzyme complex. Bases 1 to 2280 code for a protein of 759 amino acids. Gene Ontology annotation, molecular function: protein binding; telomeric repeat DNA binding; telomerase RNA binding. The transcript has 13 exons. NCBI's taxonomy places the organism in Eukaryota, Metazoa, Arthropoda, Insecta, Diptera, Culicidae. The record is from RefSeq and is a predicted model, not a curated record. Gene Ontology annotation, biological process: nuclear-transcribed mRNA catabolic process, nonsense-mediated decay.
AUGGAAGAAGCUUACAAAUUGUGUGUGUUUGUCGGUGAUCUAGCACGCUAUAAGAGUGAGUUUACCAACAGUACAAAUUUCGAUGAAGCACAGCGAUGGUACAAGGUGGCUCAGCGAAUCUCCCCAAACAAAGGAAGGGCAUUCAACCAAUUGGCAAUAAUCGCUAUGCGUCGGAAACACACAUUGGAUGUCAUUUAUUUCAAUAUGCGCAAUUUGAUGUCCUCCACCCCAUACGACGCAACCAUGAAAACUCUCAUGCACAUUUUUGACGUAUCGAAGAACAAGGUAGAACUGCGGCAGGCCAGACUGCUGAAAGCUGGACGCUAUAUCGCUGGGGUUUCCCGGCGUGAAAUAUGGAUUCCCCCAGACAGCAAAAAACCCUUGCUCCGCCCCUCUCUGCGGCAACCUAACGCAGAGGGUCACGCAAAUGAGGAGCAGGAGCUGCGCAGUAAGGAUUCUAAUGUGUACGAUGAUUUGGUCCUAUCCUUUAUACACACGCUCGGCAAGCUGGUUAAUAGAAAGGGUAUGGAUUCCUUCCACCAGUGUGUAUCUGGGAUGCUGUGCGAGUUACGGGUUCUGGUGCAGUGCUCACCGAGCUCCAUCUACAGUCGUCAUUACGUGCAGCUGGUAUCAAUGUUCGUGUUCGCCACCGAGCUGCUGCAGGUGAAAGCCCAAAAUAAGAAGCUCCAGCGGGCAGCGAUGUUGGAGGGCAUGGGCAUGUUCGGUGUGCUGCUGGAGCGCUUCGUCGAUCUCGUCGAGAACCCGCCACCCCUCGAUGAUGAGGAGACGAUCGUGAUCGAGCUGACGCCGCUACCGUCGCCGCUACCGUCACCCCCACCGUCACCGCCACCGUCACCGCUCCCGUACGAUGGUGCCGAGACCAACGAGACCACCGAAACCCACCAGCACGGACGCAAGGACGAGGACAAGAAGGAGAGCAGGCGCAAACCGAAAGUGUAUCUGUGCAAUGACGCCAAAACGUUACUGCCACCGAUGAAGGUUUGGAUCGAUUGGCUGAUGAACACGCCGGCCACGGUGUGGCAUCCAGCUUACUGCCGGGCGUACUUGAAGGUCGGCACAUCGAGCGUCAACGAUCCGUGGGGGAACCUGGCGAAGCUGAUGAACAUUCUCGAAGAGCAGGACAUAGGCCUUCCCGUGCUGGCGACAGAACCGCGUCCUGGCUUCACACCCGUGGAGUUGGUAGAGGAACACGAUCUGGCCGGAUGCACGCCGUGGAUGUACAGCCGCGGGACGUCCCUGUACAUGCCUAUCACGUGCCACAUCUUCAACGUAGAAGCCCGGCUGCACCUCCGGAAGCUAGCGUUCUUUUGCUCCCACCACCUGACCAGCCUCACUCUACCGAUCCUCGGGCGCGAACAGCAGCUCGUUGCUGCGCCAGUCGCCCAGCAGUCGCACAACGACGAUGGCUCUCAGCUGACGGCCGCCGUGGACGACGACGCGAAACAGGGCGGUGAGCCGCAGAGCCGCUGGGUGUGGUACGUCACCAGCGGCGGCAGAAGCGAUACGAAGCGCGCGAGCCGUGCGAGCCGCCGCAUGGCCAGAGACGAGACGGGGACGGGGAGACCGGCCAGUACCUCCAGCACGUCGACGCUGGCGGAAAUCCGCGACCUGUUGCGCCGCAACGAGGAGAUCGAACGGAGCGAACGGAGUCUGGAGCGGGAGAAGCAGGAGCGGAUGCAGGCCAUGCUGGCAGAGUCUACGGUGCCCCGCAUCAUGGAGGUGCGGCCCCGGUACGUGGUGUUGGAUACGAACUGCUUCGUGGACGAUCUGACAGCGGUCGAGUGGAUCGCUACAUUCCGCGCCUUCCGGAUGCUGAUACCGAUCACCGUCAUCAAGGAGCUGCGGGGACUUGCUUUGGGGGACGCCAACCGUCAGAAACCGCUCCCGGCCGGAGUGGCCGACGCAUCGCAGCUAGCCCUGGCAUUCCUGGAGACGUGCGAUCCGGGCGUCAUCAGCUACAUCGACAUAGACGGCGAGAUAGUAGCGAAGGACUCCCCUUUCCUGCGGGACAAGGACACGACGAAGACCAACGACGAUCGCAUCCUCCAGGCGGCCCUCAGCCUGUGCCGCGACCAGUACGCCGCUCCACCCGACGCCGACGGGUACAUUGUGCGCAACGUGGCGUUGAUCACGAACGAUCGGACCUUGCGCGUGAAGGCGAUCACCACCAAUAUGCCCACCAAGGCGCUGUGCGAGUUCAUCGAGCAGCUCCAACUGUGGUUCCCACUGUCCCAAGGGCCACAACGAGCGUCGGACUGA